Molecule: messenger RNA, 2411 nt
Organism: Acinonyx jubatus (cheetah)
Lineage: Eukaryota; Metazoa; Chordata; Mammalia; Carnivora; Felidae
Gene: EPHX1
Product: epoxide hydrolase 1
Exons: 9
Coding region: 964-2319 (451 amino acids)
Biological process (GO): epoxide metabolic process; arachidonate metabolic process
Molecular function (GO): epoxide hydrolase activity
Source: RefSeq, a predicted model, not a curated record
AGUGAUUGGAGGGAACGCAGCGAUGUGGACAGAGAACUGGUGUGGAGAGAAGAGCGGGGUCAUGCACUGGCCGGGCCAAGACGUCCCCUGCCCAGGCCUGGUCCGGGGACACAGGAGGCCGGGCCAGUCUAUCUGCAAGGCUCCUCGUGGCUCCAGCGGGUGGUGACUGUGUGGUUAAGUCCAAACUGAUCUUCAGGGAAGGAAAUUCGUAGGCAGGGUGCGGUCGCUUCAGAAGGGGCCAGGGUGGGCUUGAAGCCCGUGCCAGGCCCGCUGAGGGCAGCUUCAAGGACAGUGAGGGCUCCGGCCCCAGGGUGCGGGGCAAACCCUGGGACAGAGGGCAGGGACUUCAGAUCGACGCAGAAGUGUCACUGCCCAGCCCGGCGGGCCUCCUGGGGACAGCGGGGGACUGCCGGUGGGUGUUCUUGGCCUGGGCCUGGCCCUUUAGGAGCAGACGCUCCCGGGUGCCAUGGGGACAAGAAGGGGUGCAGCAGGGAGAAGGCCUCCCCCCGCACAGAUCCCCCAGAGCACCCAGCCACCCGCUGCCCUGAGGAGGGAGGAGUGGUUGGUGCUCCAGGAAAUCCUCCCUGGCGCCCGGGAGAGGACCUCGCAAUCCCAUCCCUGCUUACAUAACGUAACACAGCUGAGCCAGCCAAGUUCAAACUGGUGUUUUUGCUUUCGCUGAGGUGUGUUUACCUUGCCAAGGGAGGUCCUGGUUCAUCGUUCCUUGACUCCUGAAGGCCUGGCCGAGGCCCCUCCCCCCAGCGGGGCUCACAGACCUGAAGUGGCCCCCCCAUCGUCCGUGUCCGGCGGCUGGGGACAUCGUCCGUGUCCCGCUGCAGCUAAGCCUCCCCCUCUGAGGCCUCACUGGAGGUGCUUGCGUUUCGGGAACAAAAGGGCUCUUCUGUCUGAGGAGCUCAGAGAUGUUCCAGAAGAUUCCAUAGGAGGAACAGGAGGUCAGGAAUCAUGUGGCUGGAAAUUCUCCUCGCCUCAGUGCUGGCCUUUGUCGUCUACUGGUUUGUUUCCCGGGACAAGGAGGAAACGCUGCCACUUGAAGAUGGGUGGUGGGGCCCCGGGGCGAGGCCCACGGCCCCAGAGGACGAGAGCAUCCGCCCUUUCAAGGUAGAGACGGCAGACGAGGAGAUCAAGGACUUACACCGCAGGAUCGACGGGACCCGUUUAACCCCACCUUUGGAGGACAGCCGCUUCCAUUAUGGCUUCAACUCCAACUACCUGAAGAAGAUCCUCUCCUACUGGCGGAAUGAAUUUGACUGGAGGAAGCAGGUGGAGAUGCUCAACAGGUACCCUCACUUCAAGACCAGGAUCGAAGGGCUGGACAUCCACUUCGUCCAUGUGAAGCCGCCCCACCUGCCGCCCGGCCGCACCCCCAAGCCCCUGCUCAUGGUACACGGCUGGCCCGGCUCCUUCUACGAGUUUUAUAAGAUCAUCCCCCUCCUGACUGACCCUGCGAACCACGGCCUGAGCGAGGAGCACGUGUUCGAAGUCAUCUGCCCUUCCAUUCCUGGCUACGCCUUCUCGGAGGCAGCCUCCAAAAAGGGCUUGAAUUCAGUGGCCACCGCCAGGAUCUUUUACAAACUGAUGCUGCGGCUGGGCUUCCGGGAGUUCUACAUUCAGGGCGGGGACUGGGGGGCCCUGAUCUGCACCCACAUGGCCCAGAUGGUGCCCAGCCACGUGAAAGGCCUGCACUUGAACAUGGCUUUCAUUUUAAAUGGCCGCGUCCUGACCCUCUUCCUGGUUCGGCAUUGCCCGAGGCUCUUCGGUUUCACCCAGAGGGAUAUGGAGCUGAUGUUGCCCUUCGAGGAGAAGAUUUUCUACAGACCGCUGCGGGAGAGCGGCUACAUGCACAUCCAGAGCACCAAGCCCGACACCGUGGGCUGCGCUCUGAACGACUCUCCCGCGGGCCUGGCUGCCUACAUCCUGGAGAAGUUUUCGACCUGGACCGAUUCUGAGUUCCAAGAGCUGGAGGACGGGGGCCUGGAGAGAAAGUUCUCCCUGGACGACCUGCUGACCAACGUCAUGCUCUACUGGACAACUGGUGCCAUCACCUCCUCCCAGCGCUUCUACAAGGAGAACAGGGGGCAGCUCUUCAAGCAGGAUCGGGUCAAGGUGUCGGUGCCCACCGGCCUGGCCGCCUUCCCGUGUGAGCUGAUGCACGUACCGGAGAGGUGGGUGAAGGGCAAGUACCCGAGGCUCGUGUCCUACUCCUACAUGCCCCGCGGGGGCCACUUUGCUGCCCUCGAGGAGCCAGAGCUGCUGGCCCGGGACAUCCGCAAGUUCGUGGGGCUGCUCGAGCUGCCCUGAUGCCGCGGGGGUGGCCCCCGGGGCUGAGUCUCCCUCCCGUCAGCCGCCGCCUCCCAGUGCAGCCCCCCCCCCCGCCCCCUCCCUCCCCCCCC